Molecule: messenger RNA, 2244 nt
Organism: Lycium ferocissimum
Lineage: Eukaryota; Viridiplantae; Streptophyta; Magnoliopsida; Solanales; Solanaceae
Product: subtilisin-like protease SBT4.15
Exons: 11
Coding region: 1-2196 (731 amino acids)
Biological process (GO): proteolysis
Molecular function (GO): serine-type endopeptidase activity
Source: RefSeq, a predicted model, not a curated record
AUGGAGGUAUUAAACUGCAUUUCUUUUCUUGUAUUCAAUUUGUGUUUGCUCAUCGCACUAAGCAAUGGAUCAAAUGCAGAUGAAAGAAAGCCAUACAUAGUUUAUAUGGGCGAUUUGCCAGAAGACACAGACUUCUUGUUGGAUGAUCAUCAUCACAGCUUGCUUUCAGAGGCUAUUGGAGAUGAGGCAAUAGCAAAAGAAUCAAAGAUACAUAGCUAUACAAGGAGCUUUAAUGCAUUUGCUGCGAGACUAUUGCCUGAUGAAGCAGAGAGAUUAUCACAAAAAGAAGGGAUUAUAUCUGUAUUUCCAAAUACAGUGAGAAAACUUCGAACAACAAGAUCUUGGGAUUUUAUUGGAAUGCCUGAGACUGUACAAAGAAAUCACCAAGUUGAGAGUAAUACAAUCGUUGCAGUCUUAGAUACAGGUAUAUGGAUGGGAUCACAAAGUUUCAAUGACACAGGCUUUGGACCUCCCCCUGCUAAAUGGAAGGGCAAAUGUGACAAGGGCGUCAAAUUUACUGGCUGCAACAACAAGGUGAUCGGAGCCCAAUUUUUCAAUCUAGACAAAUCAGCAACUCCUGAUGAAAUUAGUCCAGCAGAUUUUGAAGGCCAUGGCACACACACAUCUUCCACUGCUGCUGGAAUCCAAGUACGGGGUGCCAACCUAGACGGAUUCGCCCACGGUACGGCCCGUGGGGCCGUACCAUUGGCCCGGAUAGCAGCAUACAAAGUAUGCUGGCGUUUGGGCUGUUCGGACAUAAAUCUCCUAGCAGCAUUCGAUGCUGCAAUCCACGAUAACGUGGACAUUAUAUCGGUGUCAAUUGGCGCCUCAUCAAGGAGUUAUUUCAAAGAUUCAAUGGCUAUUGGAUCAUUUCAUGCUAUGAAAAGGGGAAUUUUGACUUCUUGUUCAGCAGGAAAUGAUGGGCCUGAUUUGUCACAAGUUGAAAAUGUAGCACCUUGGAUUAUGACUGUGGCAGCUACUAGUAUUGAUAGGCAAUUUGAGACUACUGCUGAAUUGGGUAAUGGCAAAAGUUUUACGGGAAUUUCUCUCAACCUCUUUGACACGAAAGGAAAAAUGUCACCUUUGACAAGUGGAAUCUUGGCCAAAAAUGGUAGCGCAGGAAGUGAUGUAGAUCCCAGUUUUUGUGAUGAUGGUAGUUUAGAUGGGAGAAAGGUGAAAGGGAAAAUAGUAUUUUGCCUUGAAAACUUAAAUCAAGAUGACACCAUACGAAAAUAUGGAGGUGUUGGAGCUAUUAUGUCAACUGAUGAUUUUUCAGACACAGCAAUGUCCACUGUUAUACCAGCAACAUAUGUUCAUAUAGCUGAUGGUCACAAGAUUAAUCAGUACGUCAACACCACUAAGUCUCCUACAGCAACAAUAUUUAGAUCAAGAACUAUUAACAUCACUGCACCAUUUAUACCUUCUUUUUCAAGUAGAGGACCCCAAACCAUCAGUCUCAACAUACUCAAGCCUGACCUAGCUGCUCCAGGGUUAAGUAUACUGGCAGCAUUUUCAGAAAAAACAAAAUAUAAUUUGGAAUGGGGAACAUCAAUGUCUUGUCCUCAUGCUGCUGGAGCUGCUGCCUAUGUUAAGACUUUUCGUCCUCAUUGGUCACCUGCUGCUAUAAAAUCUGCUUUAAUGACUACUGCCAAACCUAUGGAGAUCCAACCAGCGGAAAGAGAAUUAGCCUCAGGCUCAGGACAAAUAAAUCCAACAGGUGCAUUAAACCCUGGUCUAAUUUAUGACAUUGACAUAAACUCCUACAUAAGUUUCCUUUGCAAAGAAGGCUACAACACUUCAAACAUAGCACAAUUAUCAGGAAAUGGCACUUACAAUUGCAAAAAGUUCCCAUUAGCCAAGGGAACAGAUGGUCUCAAUUACCCCUCCAUGCACCUCCAACUACCUAAACAUUCAACUAAUUUUUCCGUGACCUUUUUUCGUACUGUCACGAACGUUGGACCUGGAAAAGCUGUUUAUAAAUCGACCGUCGAGUCGCCCCGGGGAGUCUCGAUCGUCGUGAAACCGAGCACGUUGUCGUUCAAUGGGCAAAAUGAGAAACAAUCUUUUCAAGUUUCUUUGAGUGGGAAAUUUGUAGAUCCAAAGGCUUAUUACAUUAGUGGUUCACUUGUGUGGAGUGACUCUACACAUGUUGUGAAGAGUCCUAUUCUAGUAUACAGGCCAUUGUCUAGGAGUUGAGAUUAAUUAUUGUAAUUUUUAUGGUUGAAAUAUAAAAAGUAAAUUUAC